Rana temporaria (common frog) is the source of this 1147-nucleotide messenger RNA. RefSeq names its product sulfotransferase 2B1-like. The record is from RefSeq and is a predicted model, not a curated record. Gene Ontology annotation, biological process: sulfation. Gene Ontology annotation, cellular component: cytoplasm. The transcript has 7 exons. NCBI's taxonomy places the organism in Eukaryota, Metazoa, Chordata, Amphibia, Anura, Ranidae. Gene Ontology annotation, molecular function: sulfotransferase activity. The coding region runs from base 109 to 972 and encodes 287 amino acids.
GCAGCUCAGCUCAGAUUGCAGAGGCUUGCUACAAAGUACAAGUUCCCGGCACAGUAGCAAACAACGCUCUUUUAUCUACAACUGGUGACCAGAGUACAGAAGAUAAACAUGUCAUUUGAUCAUUUUGACUACAAAGGAGUCAGAUUUGCCCAUACAGUUCACUCAGAAAAGAGUGUCAGUUAUGUGGAAAAUGAACUUAAAGUCUUGGAUGAUGAUAUUUUCAAUGUUACCUACCCCAAAUCAGGUACAAAUUGGAUGAUAGAGAUCUUGAGUUUAAUCAAACACAAUGGGGAUGCAACAAUAUGUCAGAGUAUACCAAGCUUUGACAGGGCACCAUGGCAAGAGACUGUUGCUUUUCAAGAACAAGAAGCAAGUCUUACCCAGCCAAGAAUCAUAUCCUCCCACCUCCCCCACCACUUGUUUGCAAAAUCGUUUUUCAAAUCUAAAGCAAAGAUUAUAUAUACAAUGCGAAAUCCUAAGGACAUAAUUGUUUCUUUAUUCCACUUCAGCAAGAUUCUUUACAUUUUCAAGGAAUCUGAAAAUUUUCAACAACUGAUGGAGGACUUUGUGAAAGGGAAUGCUCUCUAUGGGUCUUGGUUUGACCAUGUCAAAGGCUGGAUGCAAAUGAAAGACGACAGCAGAUUCUUCUUUAUUACAUAUGAGGAGCUUUUAAAGGACCCUCGUGGAAGUGUGGUGAAGCUCUGUAAGUUUCUAGGAAAGCAGUUGGAUGAUUCUCAGAUUGACUCCGUUGUAAAGCAUUCAUCUUUCAGCAGCAUGAAGGAAAACAAGAUGGCUAACUGGUCUCAAGUAACAUCAGACGUUUUAGAUCACUCAAAAGGCACCUUUUUACGUAAAGGAGUCUCUGGAGACUGGAAAACCCAUUUUACAGUGGCCCAGAGUGAGUAUUUCGAUAAAAUUUAUCAGGAGAAAAUGAAAGACCUCAACAUGUCUUUUUCCUGGGAACAAUUCUGAUUCAGUCACUGGCAAAUGUAAAUGAUUUUAAUAACUAAAACUGUUAGAAAUACUUUACUUACAAAUGUUAGAAGUUGUUGAAUUUGUCAAUAUAUGUUUUAUUUGUAAUUAAAGACGAUCUAAAGUCAGUGCUGACAUUUAAUAUAAAUAAAGAUCAUCUUUCACCACAGCAAAA